AUGUUAGCUGCUACAGAGGCUAUUAUGAAAAGUUCAUUGAAUUCACCAAGUUCACCAGGACUUUUAUUACCUCCAAGACGGUCAUCUACACCAAUUGAACAUAGCCCUCCUUAUAUACCUCAAUUAUCAUUUGUAAAUUCAUGUAAAAAAUCUAAUUUAAACGAAACAUUAUGUGAACCAAAAUCACCUCCACAAUUACAUGAAACUACCACUUUGCAUACUAACCAAACUAAUGAUAGUAAUCUUUGUAAAGUAAAUAAUCCUAUUACUUCAAUCAAUAAUGAUAUCAAUACCAUGACUACAUGUAUAUCGGUUUGUAAAUCCUUGCCAACACUUGCUAUUAAUACCACUACCACUACUUAUAAUAAUAAUAACACUAAUAAUAAUAGUUCACCUCGUAAAAGUUUAAAUUUGAAACCUCCAAUUACUACUACUACUAUUACUGCUAAUAGUAGUACACGGAAUCGACCAAUGGCAACUAUAUUUGGUCAAGUACGUAAUCGUGGUACUACUAGCAUUAAGUAUUCUACUAAUACUGGAGUUAAUCAACUGACAUCAACAACUAUUAAUAAUACUGGUUUUGUAAAUACUGUGGAAUAUUCUCCUUCACGUAAAACAUCAGUCAAAUCAAAGUAUUCAUCAACAACAAUAACAAAUAAUUGGAAUAAUUAUACUUGUGAUACAUUAAAUUCACCAAAACCAAUCGGUAUGAUAAAUGCUUCACAAAUGAAUAAUAAUCGUAAAAAAAUCAAUGAUUUAGAUAAUAUCUAUACAUUUCCUGGUGAAUCUCCUACAUAUACAAUUCCAACUGGUAGUAGUACAAUUAAUAACACCUGUCAUUUGGAUACUGCGUCUUCAUCAUCUCCACGUAGUAUAACGUCUAUAGAUUCAAAGCAUACCAAUUCUUGUGUAAGAUCUAAAUCCACUAUUAAACAAAAUCAUUAUCUACAACGAAAUCAGGAUGUUAAACGGUGUUUUUCCUCAUCUUCACCAACAUCUCUCACGUCAAUAUCUUCAACGUCAUCAUCGACAUCAUUAUUGUCGACAACAACAAUACAAUCAGAUUUAAUGAUAAAGACAUUGUCACCGUUUUUAAAUUUAUCCACACUAUCCUCUUCAGUUAUUCAUCCAAAUAAUAAUAAUAAUGCUUCCUUACUGGAUCAGUGUUUAAGCACACCAUCUACUGUCAUUGAUAACCAACUACAUAGUGUUAAUAAUAAUAAUAAUAACAAUAAUAAUAAUAAUAAUGGUAGUAAUGGUAAUAAUAGUACUCCCAGCUCAUCGUAUCUUCAUAAAACGAAUCCCGAUAGUUCUGCAUUAGCCGCAGCGGUUUGUUUGCAACAAUUACAAAUGCAAAUGAUGUGUUGUACCACUAAUCCAACUGCGAUGGCUGUUGCUUUAAAUGCCUUAAAUGGAUUUUCGUCUAAUUCCUUCAUACCAAAUAUGAAUUUUCCAUCAAUUCAUAUGAAUCCUGACACUAGCCAUCAAAAUAAUGAUAAUGAUAAUAGCACAGUAACUGCGACUACUACUACUACCAGUACUACUAAUGCUAAUAGUUCGGAAUGGUUAACAUCGAGUAAUAAUAAUAAUAAUAAUAAUUCCCUAAAUACAUUUAGUCCUAUGGAUUCGAACUGCACAUUACCUAUCAAUAAUCCAUCUCUGUUAUUCUUUCCACAUGAACAUGGAUUAUUGUUAAAUCCUUGUGGAAUACCAUAUACUUCUUAUCCUAAUCAUAUUAGUAGCAAUCAUUCUGCAGAGCUCAGCAUGUUUACUCAAUUAACUGAUUAUAUCGAUGGAUUUUCAUUAGGGAAUAUGUUGAAUCCACCAUUGUCAAAUCUAACAUCUGGAUGUCCGGAUCUAUUGAAUUUAAAUGGUAUACACUUAUCUCCAUGUCUUAAUACGAAUUCGCUGAUAAAAACCACCACCAAGACGACAACAACAGGGACAGUAAAUGACAUGUUAGAUAAUUCCGAUCUACCAAUUGAUUUAUCUGCGAAAAGAUGA
This is a messenger RNA of Schistosoma mattheei, 2004 nucleotides long. NCBI's taxonomy places the organism in Eukaryota, Metazoa, Platyhelminthes, Trematoda, Strigeidida, Schistosomatidae. The record is from the annotation of a GenBank genome assembly.